AUGACCCCGGAGGAGGAAGGUUCCCAGGCAGGGCCCCCGGAGCGGGUGCGUAUCCGCGUGGAGGAGCAGUCAUUCUCGGUGGAGAAGGCCUUGCUGGUGGAGAGCAGUGAGUACUUCCGUGCCCUCUUCCGCUCGGGCAUGAGGGAGAGCACGCAGGAGGAGAUUGGCCUGGGGGAGCUGAGUGCAGCCGGGUUCCUCGCCAUGCUGCGGGUGCUGGCGGGCGAGAGGCCCAUCCUUGGCAGCGAGGAGACCUUCCAGGCAGUGGAAUGUGCUGCCUUCCUGCAGGUGAAGCCCUUGGCCAAGUACUUGAUCCACUCCAUCAACUCUGACAACUGCAUCCUGCUGUACCAAGCCGCUGCCAUAUUCGGCCUCCUGGAUCUCUUCCACUGUGCCGCACUCUACAUCAGGGACAGCUACGCUGAGCUGGAGGAGUACCUGGACUGCCUCUCCGAUGACCUGCUGGCCUAUGUGGAAGCCCUCCUCCCCAGCACCUUUGUGGCAGUGGGAGCCCACACACCCACCUUCGAGUUCUUGGAGGACCUCUCCAGGACCAUCUGCUACCUGGACGAGGAGACCAACACAUGGAGGACCCUCUCCUGCCUUCCGCUGAGCGCCAGCACAUUCCUAGCCGGCAUGGCAACCAUGGAUAACAAGAUCUACAUCGUGGGUGGCGUCUACGGGGCCAACAAGCAGGUGGUGGAGAGCAGCUUCUGCUACGAUGCUGAUGCCAACACCUGGAGCGAGUUCCCCAGCCCUCACCAGCUGCGCUACGACGUCAGGCUGGUGGGCCACGAGGGCUAUCUCUACGCCAUUGGUGGUGAGUACGAGAAGAUCUCGCUCAAGUCCGUGGAGAGGUACGACCUGGCCUCCAGCACCUGGACCUUCGUCUCUGACCUGCCGCAACCGAGCACGGCAGCGCCCUGUGCCCAAGCCUUGGGGCAGAUCUUUGUUUGCUUGUGGCAGCCACUGGACACCACUGUCAUCUACGAGUACGAGACCCAGCAAGACGUGUGGCUUCCCGUCACCGAGCUCAAGCGGCACCAGAGCUACGGGCACUGCAUGGUGGCCCAUCGUGACAACCUCUACGUCAUGCGCAACGGCCCCUACGACGACUUCUUGCGCUGUGUCAUCGACUGCUUCAACCUGACGUCCCGGCAGUGGAGCGCCCUGCCCGGGCAGUUCAUGAACAGCAAGGGAGCUCUCUUCACUGCCAUUGUCAGGGGUGACACCAUCUACACUGUCAACAAGAUGCUGACUCUCCUCUACUCCGUGGAAGAGGAGACCUGGAAGCAGAAGAAGGAGCGGGCAGGUUUCCCACGCAGCGGCUCCCUGCAGACCUUCCUCCUGCGGCUGCCAAGGCGUGACCACGACAUCGCGACGUAG
Messenger RNA from Zonotrichia leucophrys gambelii, 1383 nucleotides. RefSeq names its product kelch repeat and BTB domain containing 13 (gene KBTBD13). The transcript has a single exon. The coding region runs from base 1 to 1383 and encodes 460 amino acids. NCBI's taxonomy places the organism in Eukaryota, Metazoa, Chordata, Aves, Passeriformes, Passerellidae. Gene Ontology annotation, biological process: regulation of the force of skeletal muscle contraction; relaxation of skeletal muscle. The record is from RefSeq and is a predicted model, not a curated record. Gene Ontology annotation, molecular function: protein binding.